AUGAUUUCAAAUUCAGGAGAUAAAGAUUUGCAAGCAAAACAAGAAGGUGGCAGCAGUGAGGCCGGCAAGAUCUCCAAGGCACCAUCAUCCUCUUCAUCAAGACAAUGGUCAGCAUUUAGAAAUCCGAGAAUUGUUCGAGUCUCCCGUUCUUUUGGAGGAAAAGAUAGGCAUAGCAAGGUUUGCACCAUAAGGGGACUGAGGGACCGUCGAAUUAGGCUUUCUGUACCCACAGCCAUUCAGCUGUAUGAUCUUCAAGAUAGGCUUGUCCUUAGUCAGCCUAGCAAGGUAAUAGAUUGGUUGCUUGAUGCCACUAAAAAUGAUAUCGAUAAGUUGCCUCCACUUCAGAUGCAACCAGGGUUUGGUCAAUUCCACCAGCCCAUGCUAUUUUCUCAUCAAUCAAAUGCAUCUCCCAGCUUCUUUGAUCCCAAUUCUACGUUUAUCAAUGACGUAGGAUUUCAUUCCUUAGGGAGCAAGAUCAACACUAGUACUACUGGUCUUGAUGGGGAGGAGCAAAACAGUAGUACUGUGCCAAAAUCAAGGUACAGCUGGGAUGUAGAACCUUCAAAAAGAGAAAAAAGCAAGCAAGUUGAAAGUAUUACUGAGAAAGGCAAGUGGAUCAAGACAAAUGAAGAAGAAAUAAAUAAUCAAGAUGGGGUUGGAAGUUACAGUACUACUGGACAGGUCUCAGCUCAAAAUUUCUUUCCUUUAGCCACUCAUUCUUCCUUGCCAAGCUUCCUAAACAAUCUCAAUAUGCCCUUCAACCCCUACUAUCAGUGGGAUGCUUCAAAUUUGUCUUUAUCUACUCAAUUUGGAAGUCAUGGAUACCUAUCCCAAACAGAAAAUAGUUCCUUGAACGCCCAAUCAACACUGCCUCUCUCUUCUGCCUCUCAAUUAUUUUUCUGCCCACCUCCAACAAUGCCACCACUUUUUCCAUCCUAUCCUCCUUAUCUUACAACUCCCUUAGAGAGUGAGUCAAGAGAGAUGAACCAUUUCCAAUUCUUGAGCUCAAGUUCAUCACAACAUAUCUUGCCGAUUUCUCGCACAACGAGCUCAACAACAAAACCUUUUUCCUUGAAUCUAAAUCCUGGGCUUCUUCAUUUGCAAAGUCACGAUGAAAGCAAUCCAGAUGAAGAUAAUACCGAUUCAUAA
Molecule: messenger RNA, 1149 nt
Organism: Dovyalis caffra
Lineage: Eukaryota; Viridiplantae; Streptophyta; Magnoliopsida; Malpighiales; Salicaceae
Source: the annotation of a GenBank genome assembly